CACACUCGAGCACACAGACACACACGCACACACACCCAUACACUCGAACACACACAACCAACACAGCUUCACGAUUAUAGAAUGUUUGAAGAUGCGCAUGCGCGGCCGUCGACUGCUACCAAUUGCCAUAUCGCUAAUUGUAAUCAUCAUCUUAUGCAUCAGCUACAUAACAAGUCCGUUGCGCAGCAAGGGCCAAAGCGAUGAGUUCCUUGUCCAUCUGCCGCCUAACAGCGUGGAGGACAGUGACAGCGAUCAAACGACGCUGUUGGAACAUCUGCCAGGAGUUGGACCUGGUCCUUUGCUGAAUCUCUCCAACUUUGAUUAUUUGCUGGCCAGCAAUGUGUGUCGACAUGCGGAGCGUGAGCUGCUGGCCGUGCUCAUUAUCACCUCGUAUGCGGGCCACGAUGCAUUGCGCGCUGCCCACCGACAGGCAAUCUCACAGAGCAAGCUGGCUGAGAUGGGCUUGCAGCGUGUCUUUCUACUGGCUGCUCUGCCGGCGCGCGAACAUUUCGUGACACAGGCGCAGCUCAUGGACGAGCAGGCUCGCUUUGGUGAUUUGCUGCAGGGCAACUUUGUUGAGGCAUAUCGCAAUCUCAGCUACAAGCAUGUGAUGGGUCUUCGCUGGGCAGCCGGCGAGUGCCAGCAUCGUACGAAGUUCAUUAUCAAGCUGGACGACGACAUCAUCUACGAUAUAUUUCAUUUGCGACGCUAUCUCGAAACUCUGGAGCUCAGCCAGCCGGCGCUAGCCACCAGCAGCGCCCUGUUAGCAGGCUAUGUGCUGGACGCCAAGCCUCCUAUUCGCCUGCAGGCGAACAAAUGGUAUGUGACACGUCAGGAGUAUCCCCACGCUCUGUAUCCAGCCUACCUGUCUGGCUGGAUGUACAUCACAAAUGUGGCCACCGCUGCCAGGCUUGUGGCGGAGGCAAUGCGUGUGCCAUUCUUCUGGAUUGACGACACCUGGCUGACGGGCAUUGUGCGUACACGCCUGGGCAUUCCCCUAAGCCGCCACAAUAAUUGGUAUUCCGCGAAUGCCGAGUUCCUCGAUUGCUGUGUACGCGACCUCAAGCUCCAUGGCUAUGAGUGCGAGUACUUUGCUGGCCCCAAUGGGGCUGAUGCCAAGCUUCUUGUCGAAUUCUUGCACAACGUCGAGAAGUGUUACUUCGACGAGUGCAUCAAAAGACCGCCAGGUAAAUCUCUCAAACAGACAUGCCUAGCCACCGUCAAAUCGCCAGCGCCCGAGCAUGGAGUCGCCCACGUGCAACCCCUCAGGUUAAGAUGACCCACCAGUCGUGUGAUCCAUCUGCCUGAGGAUUCACCACUAGCCGGCGGACUGACUUUAAUUGCUGCCGAAUCUUCUCGUUCAUUUAAGCUUAGGCAUUUUUAGAUUUAGUUCAUUCCAUGUGCAAGCUAUCGUAUAUAUGUUUAGACUUAAGAUUGAAGAGUACUCCACACAGCGUACACACUAACUUAUUACUUUUAUUUAACUAAACUAACCUAUUGCAAUAUUGAUUAUAAUACCAAUUACAUUAUAUAUAUAAAUACACAUCUUAUACGCUUGAUGUCUUUUAAUAAGCUCCUACAGACUGCAAUGGUGUUGUAUAGUUGAAAGUAAUUGAUAUAAAUGUAUAUAUAUAUAUGAGAGAGAGCGUCAUAAAAGAGAGAGACAAGCGACAGAGACAGAGAGAGGUAAUGUAAAGUGGGAUAGAGGCAGUGGGUUUUCGAGAAAGAGUGAGUGGGAGAAAGUAAAUACGAGAGAGACAAAGUAAGAAAGAGAAAAUAUAUAAGAGAGACUCAGUAGGCAAGUGAAAGUAAGAGAAAUAUAAGACAAUAGAGAAUAAUUGAAUAACAUUUCUCUCUCAUAUG
Drosophila hydei is the source of this 1863-nucleotide messenger RNA. RefSeq names its product beta-1,3-galactosyltransferase brn. Bases 92 to 1279 code for a protein of 395 amino acids. The record is from RefSeq and is a predicted model, not a curated record. The transcript has 2 exons. Gene Ontology annotation, molecular function: hexosyltransferase activity. Gene Ontology annotation, cellular component: membrane. NCBI's taxonomy places the organism in Eukaryota, Metazoa, Arthropoda, Insecta, Diptera, Drosophilidae.